Molecule: messenger RNA, 969 nt
Organism: Eucalyptus grandis
Lineage: Eukaryota; Viridiplantae; Streptophyta; Magnoliopsida; Myrtales; Myrtaceae
Product: germin-like protein subfamily 1 member 13
Exons: 2
Coding region: 59-730 (223 amino acids)
Cellular component (GO): cell wall
Molecular function (GO): manganese ion binding
Source: RefSeq, a predicted model, not a curated record
UCCUCGAGCAAUCAUUCUUCUGAACUCGAGAUCAGAGAGCCCAAUUUCCUGUCCAACGAUGAAGUGUCUUCCGAUUAGCUUUCUCAUCUUGGCUUUGGCAACUGUUACUGCUUUUGCUUAUGACCCCAGUCCUCUUCAGGACAUAUGCGUCGCCACCAAUGACCUGAACUCUGGAGUGUUUGUGAAUGGAAAGUUUUGCAAGGACCCGAAACAGGCCACAGCUGAUGAUUUCCUCUUUAUGGGGUUUAGAAAUCCUGGAAACACGACGAAUCCACUUGGAUCAAAGGUCACACCGGCUUUUGUCGACCAAUUUCCGGGACUCAACACUCUUGGAAUAUCCAUGGCUCGCCUUGACUUCGCUCCCGGUGGCCUAAAUCCUCCCCACACUCACCCACGUGGCACUGAGGUUUUGGUCGUGGUGGAGGGUACGCUACUUGUUGGCUUCGUCACUUCCAACCAAUUAAACAACACUCUCUUCACCAAAGUCUUGUACAAGGGGGACGUAUUUGUGUUCCCAAUUGGUCUCAUUCACUUCCAGUUGAAUUGUGGAAACACCUAUGCACUAGCCUUUGCUGGUCUUAGCAGUCAGAAUCCAGGAGUCAUCACCAUUGCUAAUGCUGUCUUUGGAGCGAAGUCACCCAUUUCUGCCGAUGUUCUCACCAAGGCCUUUCAAGUCGACAAGAAGGUGGUUGACUACCUCGAAGCACAGUUUUGGUACGACAACAACUAAAAGGAAUGGAUGGCCGAAAAUAAAAAGAAAGGUUGAACCGAAUAAAAGGCUGCCUUGGAACAAUAAUUACUUGAGCACACAGUAUAUCAAGGCAUACUUAUGUAUGUCAUGUAUGACCUAUUUGUAAUAAAAGAUGAUUCUUUAAUCAUCUCUCUCAUGCGCACCUUGCCUGAAGUGUGUGCUAACAUCUAAAUUAUGUAGAAAUUGGAAAGUUAUCAUCUAAAGUUAUGUGAUUGCCA